CCAUUGACGGAAAACGAGAAACGUCACUUCAGCAAAUACGGGAAAUGGCCGGGGGGAGCUGUAGUCGGUCAACAGCCCAAGGAAAGAAUGUACUUUGACUCCGGCGAUUUCGCCCUAUCUGCUGCUCAUCGAGAUACCGAUAAUGGCACUCUCCAAACAGGCAGAGCUUAUCCCUAUCGCGGAAGUAUUUCACACCCUUAUGCUCCCAUCCCAGCCACCAGUAAUGUUGAGGGGGAAACAAACCAAGAGAUGUAUAGAAAGAGUGUAAGCUCAGAAAGAAGUCCUCUCUUGCAGCAUUCAAGUUAUGAAGAUGGAGACCCUACCAAAAAGGAGGAACAGCGUUCUCAUGCGUCACACAAUGGUUCAAGUUCAAAAUAA
This is a messenger RNA of Penicillium canariense, 378 nucleotides long. RefSeq lists its product as uncharacterized. The record is from RefSeq and is a predicted model, not a curated record. NCBI's taxonomy places the organism in Eukaryota, Fungi, Ascomycota, Eurotiomycetes, Eurotiales, Aspergillaceae. The transcript is spliced from 2 exons. The annotation marks the transcript as partial.